Molecule: messenger RNA, 1751 nt
Organism: Botrytis cinerea B05.10
Lineage: Eukaryota; Fungi; Ascomycota; Leotiomycetes; Helotiales; Sclerotiniaceae
Exons: 4
Coding region: 252-1676 (474 amino acids)
Molecular function (GO): oxidoreductase activity, acting on paired donors, with incorporation or reduction of molecular oxygen, reduced flavin or flavoprotein as one donor, and incorporation of one atom of oxygen; iron ion binding; heme binding
Source: RefSeq, a predicted model, not a curated record
GGAAGUGUCCAGAGGAAACAGACCGGGUAGCCUUCCUUUGCAACAUAUCACCCCUGGAACUAUGAAUUUUAUUUCCAAAUGCUUUGCCGCACACGUAGCAGGGUAGUAAGUAAGAUCCCAAAUGUUUGUGCAUACCAACCUACAGCUAUGCCUCAUGACAAAUUCUGCCGGGCUCUACGCAGUAUAGAGGUUCUCCAUCGUAGUUCUUCUCCAAAUCUCUUCUUUUAUCUGAGAUUUUGGCCUCCAAAAAAAUGUCGUCGCCAUUGACUAUUGUUGGCACUAUUGUUCUUGCAACCUUUACAUCCUACUAUAUUCUUGUCACAUGGACCAGGAGCAGACGAGCUGCAGAAGCCAUUCGAGUCCAUGGCUGUAGAUCUAUCCCCAAGGUACAAAGUUGGGACCCGAUCUUAGGUCUCGAUACAUUUAUCCAGAUCCAAAAGGCAGACGCAGCAGGACGUCGUUCAGAAGCGUACGGAGCACUUCAUCGAAAGUAUGGGCAGACAUUCUUGGUGAAUUCAUUGGGCAAAGAGCUUCAGACGUCUCAGCCAGAGAAUAUUCAGGCAAUUUGUACGUCGUCCUUCAACGAUUGGGGCGUAGGCUUCAUGAGGGGAACCAUCGGCCUCCCCUUCCUCGGUCGUGGAAUCUUUACAGAGGACGGCGAAUUCUGGAAGCAUUCAAGAUCACUUGUUCGGCCGACCUUCAGUAGAGCUGAGAUCGCGGAUUUGGAUAAUUUUGAAAAUCACGUUGCGCGAUUUUUGACACACAUCCCAAAAGAUGGCUCGACCUUUGACAUGCUCCCUCCAGUCAAACGAUUGAUCAGUCAUCAUUAUGAUACUCUAUUCCUUGAUACAUUGACAGAGUUCUUGUUUGGCGACUCGACAGAAUGCCUUGCGGAACAGACACCCGUCGCAACGGAUGUGUUCAUGAAAUCAUUUGACCGCUCUCUUUCGGGGCUGGCUGAAGAUGAACAAACGGGGCUCAAAAGAUAUGUUCUCCUCGAAGAGAUGGCGAAGAUGACUCAAGAUCCAUAUGAUCUCCGCAUGCAUAUUAUCAACGUUUUCUUCCCUGCUCGAGAUACAGCUGCGAUCGCUUUUGGGGAUAUUAUAUUUGAACUUGCUCGUCACCCCGCAGAACGGAAAAAGCUUAAAGCGGAGGUUGAUGGUAUCAGCACAAGUCAAGCAUUGCCAUUUGAAUUCCUACGAUUAUUGAGGGUUACCAAGGACAUAAUCAACGAGUCCUUACGUUUGCAUCCAGCCGCUUCAAGACUAGGCAAGAUAUCUUUGAAAGAUACAGUGUUAACAAAAGGAGGUGGGGAAGACGGUCAGUUCCCAAUCUUUGUGCCCAAGGGUACUGUGGUCAAGUUGGACCUUUACACAUUGCAAAAGGAUCCUACCAUAUGGGGAGCAGAUGCAGAUGUCUUUAGACCAGAUCGAUGGCUAGAUAUCAACCGGCCACUUUCGGAAUCGAAAUGGCAAUACGAGCCAUUUUUAGGAGGCAUCCGAAUGUGUCCUGCUCAGAACCAAGUUCUGAUCCAACUGUCCUACCUUCUGGUUCGAUUGGCGCAAGAAAUCCAGCUCAUCGAAAAUAGGGAUGAGGUUUUGGAAUACCUUGAACGCGUUACUAUGACCGUGGAGAGUAAGAACGGUGCUAAGGUUGCUGCCAAACAUGUUAAUUGAUUCGUGAGCCAUAGAAGAUAUUCAAUACCUCAGUACGAGUCAAUUAUAAAUCACCUGUAACCUUUGUUGAAUCCA